Messenger RNA from Syngnathus typhle (broad-nosed pipefish), 6248 nucleotides. RefSeq names its product potassium voltage-gated channel subfamily B member 2b (gene kcnb2b). The record is from RefSeq and is a predicted model, not a curated record. Gene Ontology annotation, biological process: protein homooligomerization; potassium ion transmembrane transport. The transcript is spliced from 3 exons. Gene Ontology annotation, molecular function: delayed rectifier potassium channel activity; protein binding. Gene Ontology annotation, cellular component: voltage-gated potassium channel complex; membrane. The coding region runs from base 464 to 2881 and encodes 805 amino acids. Lineage: Eukaryota; Metazoa; Chordata; Actinopteri; Syngnathiformes; Syngnathidae.
UGCUGCAGCCUCUCAGCUGGUGCCUGCCUGCCUGCACACUCCACUACAGCUGGACGCUUCAUUCCGCGCACUCUCCCCCCCCCCCCCCCCUCUCUGCCUGCAUUUUCACGCAACAAGCGAGCGCACGGAUGGAGGCGGGACUCUUAUUUUUCCCACUUUGCCAAUGAUGGAGCGUUAAGAUGUUUUGAAUGCGCACACACCAACACGCUUGAUUCAACGGCAUGCGGGGCGCGCGGUCUCCGCGCGGUGCCUGUGGAUCGCUCUCGGCCGCGGACGCUUGACUGAGGACUGGAGCGGGAAAGGGGGGGAUCCCAUCUCAAUGGAAGCACUUUGCAUGGACAAAUGUGAAUUAUAUUGGCAAGCCAUGGAGAGACUUGCCUUAAAAGCACCCAGUGGCCAUUUCUAAGCUCUUCUUGGUGGACUUUCUACAUCGUCGCAAGUCUUUUGGGUCGUGUCCGUCACCAUGGCGGAGAAGCUGGAACCUUCCGGGAUCAAGCCCGCCAACGUGCUACCCCUUCCCUCGGUGCCGCCGGAACCCAUCGACAUCAUCCGCACCAAAGCGCGCUCCCGCCGGGUCCGCCUGAACGUUGGUGGGCUCAACCACGAGGUCCUGUGGCGGACUCUGGACCGGCUGCCGAGGACCCGCCUCGGCAAGCUGCGGGACUGUAACACGCACGAGUCCCUGAUGGAGGUGUGUGACGACUACAGCCUGAACGAGAACGAGUACUUCUUCGACCGCCACCCGGGGGCGUUCACCUCCAUCCUCAAUUUCUAUCGCACGGGCAAGCUGCACAUGAUGGAGGAGAUGUGCGCCCUUUCCUUCGGCCAGGAGCUGGACUUCUGGGGGAUUGACGAGAUCUACCUGGAGUCCUGCUGCCAGGUCCGCUACCACCAGAAGAAGGAGCAGAUGAACGAGGAGUUGCGCAGGGAAGCGGAGACCUUGAGGGAACGCGAAGGGGACAGCGAGUUUGAUAACACCUGCUGUUCAGAGAAGAGGAAGAAGCUGUGGGAUCUUCUGGAGAAGCCCGGCUCCUCUGUAGCUGCCAAGAUUCUGGCCAUCUUAUCCAUCCUGUUCAUCGUGCUGUCCACCAUCGCGCUAUCCCUGAACACCUUGCCAGAGCUUCAGGAGAAGGACGACUUUGGCCACGCCAUUGACAACCCUGAGCUGGCGCACGUGGAGGCUGUCUGCAUUGCCUGGUUCACCAUGGAGUACCUGCUGCGCUUCCUCUCAUCGCCAAACAAAUGGAAGUUCUUCAAGGGUCCGCUCAACGUCAUCGAUCUGCUGGCCAUCCUGCCCUACUACGUGACCAUUUUCCUGACCGAGUCCAACAAGAGCGUGCUCAAGUUCCAGAACGUGAGGCGCGUGGUGCAGAUCUUCCGGAUUAUGAGGAUACUUCGGAUCCUCAAAUUGGCCAGGCACUCCACGGGGCUUCAGUCGCUGGGCUUCACUUUGAGGCGGAGCUACAACGAGCUGGGCUUGCUCAUUUUGUUCCUCGCCAUGGGCAUCAUGAUUUUCUCCAGCUUGGUCUUCUUUGCCGAGAAAGACGAAGACGCCACCAAGUUCACCAGUAUCCCCGCCUCCUUCUGGUGGGCCACCAUUACCAUGACAACGGUGGGCUACGGGGACAUUUACCCGCAGACGUUACCCGGAAAAAUCGUCGGGGGGCUCUGCUGUAUCGCGGGCGUACUGGUCAUCGCCCUGCCCAUUCCCAUUAUCGUCAACAACUUCUCUGAGUUCUACAAGGAGCAGAAGAGGCAGGAGAAGGCCAUUAAGAGGCGGGAAGCUUUGGAGAGAGCCAAACGUAACGGCAGCAUUGUGUCCAUGAACCUUAAAGACGCAUUCGCUCGGAGUAUGGAGCUCAUGGAUGUGGUAGUGGAGAAAGGAGAGGAGAAAAGCUCCCUGGACAACCACCUGUCACCCAACCGUUGGGGGGGCUCCAGCAGGUUGGCCACCUCGGAGACCAACCUCAAGUCGCCAAAGAAGAGAAGCCUGGAGACCAUGGCGGCGGGGCCCAACUCUCCCCACCACAUCACCAUCACCACCACGGGUAGCCCGCAAUGGGGCAGCAAAACCCCGCAGCAUCUCAACGUCCAGAAACUGGAGGAGAUGUACAACCAGAUGACCAAGUCUCAGUCCUUCACCAAUCUCCACACGACCAGCUCCAUGAGCACGCUCAGCACCACCAUUGCCGGCCCGGGCUCGCCAAAGCGGUCCCAAAGCCCCGAGUCCACACAGAAGGAAGAACUGGAGAUGAAGGAGGUGGACGGACCCAAGAGCAGACACCUCCAGGUACCUUCGCCUCUCCAUCUAACCCCGGUUCAGCUUUCGUCGAGCGACAUCCUCAAAGACGGCUUUUAUCGAUCCGAUAACCGGGGCGAUGGAGCGGAACUCCACAUAGAGGAAGGGGAGAGUUUCGGUAGUGCCGUGGAGAACAUUCAAAAAUCUCUUCAUGGGAACAACGCUCUUAAAAUUAAGACGUCCGCCGAGGGCCCACCGACACCGCCCAGCACCACGUCUCCUGGAGACAUCAGCUCCAGCAUCCUGGAGGAAGAGUCACCAGACGGGGAAAGGUUGCCUCUCAUGGCCAGCUCGGAAGCGCUUAUCCAGGCCGUAGAGGACGAGGAGGAGGCGGGGGAGACCGGCCCCCUGGUGGACACCCCACCCGGCGAUGAGGGCCCGUCCUCAGACAACCGCCUGAUGGCGGUGGCCGGUGCGAUUGCCGUGCCCCGGUCCCCCAAGACCGCCGCCCAAAACUGCAACCAGGGCGAGAGGGAAGCCGACCAAAACGGACACAAAGCGGAAAACCACAUUUUCACGUCCGACAUCCACCUGAUACCCGGGGACAGCGGGCUCUCGCCCGCCUGCGAGACCAGCAUGUGACUGCGAAAGCCCAAACAUUUCUGCAUGGCAUGGCAAGCCCCUUUCACUUGUGUCGUGGCGGACCGCCCCAACGACAAGGAACCCGUCCACUGGUGGAAACUAUUUCCCCUUGUAAAUAAAAGACAAGCUCCUUUUCCAUCACACAGAUGAACUGAUCUGUAAAUAAGCAUGCAAGACUCGUCUUUUACGGUGCUUCACUUGCUUUGUAAAUACUCGGACACAAAAGGCAAUGACAAUUCAUGCAAUUAAAAAAAAGGACAAUACCGUUAACAGCAAUGUGACAAAUGGGGCAGGACAACCAUUGUAGCGACCUAUUUAUUAAAAAAAAAAAAUAACAUAUCAUUACCUUUUGUAGAAAUUGCAAAGUGUUCCCUUGAUGAGCCUGUCAUUUGUUCCUGUGUGUGUGUGUGUAGUAACGUUUUGCAAAUUUCAAGUUCCGAUAUUCAAUCUCCAAAUUCAUGAGGAAGCAAAACAGCAAGCUUAUAUUUGGAAAAAAAAAGGGAUCUUUGUUAGGGACAACUCAGGUUUUAGGGAGCUUGUGGCCCACUGCUUAGCACAGUUGUCUCACAAAAAACAAUGAAAAAUAAUCACUUGUUUUUAAAAAAAAAAAAAAAACGAACAAUAUUAUAUGUAAAUCACAAAGUUUUUAAACUUAAAGCUUCUGGAUUUAGCACCUUUAAAAAGGUCAGGAACUCUUGUAGCCAUACGCUUCGUUUUAGCGCUGAAAACAAAUCAUGUACUCUCCGGCGUAUUUACCUUUUCACAAUUAUUGUUAAAUCUUAAAUCAUUUUGUUCAAUAAAAUUUUUGUAGUGUAGUUUGGGCAUUUUAAUCCGUUCUAAUAAUCCAACAAGUAGAUCGAGAGCCAUAGAAAGCAAUUGUGAAUUACGACACCUACAAUAUACCCUACAGUGUAAAUGAAUCUUGAAGUUUUUAAAUUUAAAGCUUCUGGAUUUAGCACCUUUAAAAAGGUCAGGAACUCUUGUAGCCAUACGCUUCGUUUUAGCGCUGGAAACAAAUCAUGUACUCUCCGGCGUAUUUACCUUUUCACAAUUAUUGUUAAAUCUUAAAUCAUUUUGUUCAAUAAAAUUGUUGUAGUGUAGUUUGGGCAUUUUAAUCCGUUCUAAUAAUCCAACAAGUAGAUCGAGAGCCAUAGAAAGCAAUUGUGAAUUACGACACCUACAGUAUACCCUAGAGUGUAAAUGAAUCUAGUUUGUCAAAUAAAGUAGAAAUACUUCUUCAGUUAUCGAUGGACCAAAUCAAGCACACAAAUAAGCUUUUGUCUAAUCCACUAAUAUGACAUGUAAAUAUGGCGCCGUAGCUCUACCUUUAUAUAAAUCUACUGUUUAUUUUGCAGGUCAAAUUGACCCGUAUUCAAAUUGCACUUUUUUGCUACCCAGCUUCUUCUGCUUGGCUUAAUAAUGAAAUAAUAACAUUGAGAUUUUUUGUCCUGUGUCAAAUUGACCCGGAAAAACACAACAGGAGGGUUACAAUUUUAGCUUUCUAAUAUUUGUGUUCAUAUUUGUGUGUGAAUUUAAUUUAUUGUGUUUGUUGUUUUGUUUACAUUGACAGAGAGCAUCUCUUGUUGCCUUUGAAUUCCAAUUUAUGGCUGGAAUAUUUUUUGGGACAGAUGGCUGUGUACAAAAUGAAUGUUUGUAUAUGUUUAUUAUUUUAAUUUAUUUCCAAUUUUCUGUCUGUCUUUUGUCACAAGCAAAGAAAAGAGGAAGGAGUACUUAACGUACACGAUAUAGUGUAUAAUAUAAUGUGUAUUAUGAUAUCUACAAUAUACUGCGUUGAGUACUGCAAAACUAUGCAGGCCCAAAAUUGUGGCACUUUAUUUUCUUCUGUCUACAAGGGAUUUGUACAGACAGACAAAUGUAUUUUUCCAAUGUUCUAUCUUUAAUAUGAGGUAAAAAAUAGCAUUGCACAAACAUGCAAAAAGAGAAUUUCACAAGGAUGCAAUUUAAAAUUUGGUGGUUAUUUUAUGUUUGCUUUUUAAUACGAUACUGUGUAUGUACUGUCAGGCAUCUAAACAAUGUCAGACUUGAAUCCAAAAUGGGGGGGAACAAAAUCAUUUCAAAAAUGGCCAUACUCCAUUUGCGUUCUUAUUUAAUUAUUUAUUUGUUUGUGGCAAAUUUCUCUAUUUUUUUCAACAACAAAAACAUUGUCUCAAAAUGGAGCACGACAGUUUAAGUGGUCUUGGAAAAAAAAACUGUCGGUGGUGCGACUCAUAGCUCACAUAGCGAGGCACUGUAUAGAUAGUCUAAUUUUAUAGCAGAAAUCAGGUCUUUAUGUAAUAGAUACAAUUAAUGCUAUUGAGUUCUCAGGUUUUCUAUCACUCUUGAUGUUUUUGUCUUUUUUUCUCCCUUCUAUUAACCCCAAAGUAAGCCACAUUGAUGUCUAACCGAACAUCGCCAAGCGCUUCCGAAUUCGCAGCGCACCCCUUCGGGAGGUCCGAUGGAUGUGGAGAAUCCCCUUCAAAAAAGUGGAGUAGCGUGGGGUGCGUUUUGUCCCGUUAGGGCCACCGUAAUUUAAUAAUCCGGCAUGGAACGUAGCAACCGCAUCGCAUUUGUUGAUGGUGAUGCGAAUCACGCAAAUUUUAUGUGAACAUUAUCCGGAAAGGGGGGGGGGGAAUCGGAUAUGGCUGCUGACAAUUUAUCCAUCUCAGGGAGCAGUCAUUUUGCCGCUCGCUGUGAACUGAAAAUGACAUCACAGUUUCUCAGGAGUGGAACCAGGUUACGACCAAUCAUGGCUCACCUGUUUUCUGAAGCCGAACCGAAGUCUGAGGGUGCCCGUCGCCCUUCCAUCUGGAAACAUCACAGGGUUUGCAAUAUAAUACACAACAUUUAUUUUGGUCUUUUUUGUCCUUUUUGGGCAACUGUACCUCGGACUAUAACAGCCCCACGCUACGCCACUGUAUAUCUAAAUUAGACACGACUGUUUCUCCUCAGCAUUCGUGUCCCCUUGAUGCACUGACUUUACCAUUGAAGAUGAUUAUUGUACAUAGCUUGUGUCUUUUAUUUUCUCUGAGAGAAUGGCUCCUGAUCACAAACACAUACACACACAUAAGAGUUUCUGUACAAAGCGACAUCUUUGUAUGCAUGUUGUAGUCCAUAGGAUGAUGUGGCCGCAGAACACUUUGUUGUCUUGUUUUCAUGUUCGCCCACCAACACCAAGUCUAUUAGUAUAUGCAGAAUAACAAAUAAAUGUACAUAUAACAACUGGUGUUUGGUGCGUACUACAAUUUUCUGUCUUUCUUUUUCCAAUACUUCAAGACUGACCCUCGAAAAAUCGUAAUUCAUAAAGGCAUGCGAUUAUUAAAGUGCGUCGUAGUAUACAAAAUAAAAGCGAGCCAAUGUGACUUGGUAU